UGUUACCGCUCGCGGGGUACAAGGAACGUUCCGCUGUUGGUAUAUCUCCCGUGCCUGAUGGUGCUGCCUAAGUUGGACUGACGCAACCGCUUUGCUUCCCGCCGCGCAAGGUGGUCGUCAAUGUUUCGGAACAUCCGCGCACACUCCGCUGAACCAUGGAAUGGGGACAACACUAUCUGCGCCAGCAGAGCCUCCCCAAUCACUAUUAUGAGGAGGCGCACUACCACAAUGGGAUAAUCCUACCCCUCAUCUGCCUGUUCGUUGUGGUGCUAGGAGUCUCGUGCAGCACAUUCCUGAUCGCAGCUAUGCUCUCCGAACAGCCACCAGACGAAUCCAUCCUCACGGUGGACACAUUGGCUACGUUCCACGUUAGAACAACAACCACACCGGACAUAAAACGCCCAGGCGAAGACCAUAAACCAGGGUCUUCACCUGCCCCAUUGGACAGAUCACGAACCGCACGCUUUGCGCAAGCCGACCCAAGCGGUGGUGUGUGCGCAUCGUUUGAAUGCCGCUACGCGGGGCAGUGGGUGCGGUCCAAAAUCGACGACAGCGUUGACCCGUGCAAAGAUUUCUAUAAGUUCGUCUGCGGAUCUUUCGAGGGAUACGACGAGUACGUCCACGCUAAAAGAGGAAUGCUAUUCGUCACCAGAGCACUCCUCAGCAAUUUUAGGGUGCCAUCAUCGAAUCAAAAUUCCCACCAAAAAGCAGCCGGUAUGUACCAAACCUGCGUGGCCUUUGCCAGGUCAAUCAGGGAGGAGACUACAUGUCUGGUGACAUGGAUGCUAUCCCUGAACCUGGACCUGCUGAACGAGACAAGAUUGGCUGCAGUCAACCCAGUUAAAAUGAUGGUGCGCGGUUCUCUUGACCUAGGUGUUACGGCCGUACUCGCCGUUGUUCUUCUCGAGCGGACCUUCGACUCCGGCAAGAGACGAAUAAAGAUUGAGUACAGCAAAGAACUAAGGAAGUGGCUAGGAGAACGGCGCAAGCUUUCGAAAAGUCGUAACUUGAACGACUACGUAAGUCUUCUCCGGCGGUAUGGUGUGAACCCGCCUCAUGACACACAGCUCGCUUCGAAAAUAAUUGGAUACGAAGAACAACUUCCACUUACUAUGAGUAGCUGGAGCAAAGACUUUGCGCUCAUAUACAUUCGUUUUCUCGGUAACUACACAAAGUCGUACGUUACAUCAGAUGAAUGGGGGACCUUUUUUUUUAAAUACACCAACGGCACCUACGGUGGUUCGGACUAUAUUUACCAUCAACCACUUGCGAUCAAAUUGCUCGUGAGGCUGUUCAAGAGCAAGUGGGUGGGUGCAAACGGGCUGAGAUACCUGGUCGCCUGGAGCAUCUACAGGCAGCUGCUUAAUUAUACAGUGCCACAGCUGCUUUUUGGAAAAAGUUCUCCUAGCGACCACGACGUUAAGAGAACUUGCCACAACCUCGUUCAAAAAGUGAUGAAUCUGGCGGUGAAGAGCCUCUUCUUUCAGUCACAGGCGCCAUCGGUGGCGGUUGACCGAGCUCAAGGUAUGCUGACCAGAAUGCGCCGUGUGCUCCGCCAGUCUUUCGAGUCAUCGAGCUGGCUCACGGGCAGAACUCGCAGAGCGGCCCUACGCAAGCUUGACAACCUCACCACCCACGUGGGAAGUGGAAAUCGAUUGGAUCUCGAAUUCGUCGAAAACCUUUACAAACCAUACCCGGAUGCGCUCCCGGACCAUCUGUUCGCGAUAUGGAUCAAGGCUCUCUCUCUCUCGACCCACUAUAUGUGGUCCGACACAACGUCAUGGCUCUACGACGAAGUGGACAUGGGUGCCUUCUAUAAUUUCGAAUACAAUACACUUGCGGUAGCGAGAGGCUUACUACUACGACCCUUCUUUUAUGUGGACGGACCACUUGGUCUGAAUUAUGGUGGUCUCGGAAUGCUUAUGGCUCACGAGAUGAUGCACGCAUUUGACGUAGUAGGGAUAACGAAGGACGAAGCGUACAAACCCUGGAACUCGACCGAUAUUAUAGGGGAAUACACUCAAAGGGCGCUGUGCCUGCGGCGGUCGCACAGAUCGGUUUUAUCACUCAGCGCCCGCCAGGAGGUGUUGGAUGAUUAUACGGACUCCGAGAACCUGGCCGACCUGGUGGGCACCAGGAUUGCGUACGAGACGUUCGCUUCGUUGUCCCCAGCAGAAAGGAAUGUCACGCUCGCCGGGCUCGACAUGUCGCCAGAGCGCUUGUUCUUCUUCAACCACUGUGUGAAAAUGUGCCAUCAGCAAACCAAGUCAAAGGGCCGCUAUGCAUCAUACCGAUCCCGCUGCAUAGUGCCUCUGAUGAACAUGCCGGAGUUUGCGAGUACAUAUGGCUGUGCCGCAGGUGAACCCAUGAAUCCACGAACGAAGUGCAACUUUUGGCAGUGAACAAUUUGCUGCUGCUCAUCCCGCUUUCAGCACUAUUCUAGUAGCGAUCACACAAGAAGCUUAAUGAAAAAGGUAAUAAAAGGAAAUUUGGA
Messenger RNA from Dermacentor albipictus, 2494 nucleotides. RefSeq names its product neprilysin-3-like. Gene Ontology annotation, cellular component: plasma membrane. Lineage: Eukaryota; Metazoa; Arthropoda; Arachnida; Ixodida; Ixodidae. The record is from RefSeq and is a predicted model, not a curated record. Gene Ontology annotation, molecular function: metalloendopeptidase activity. Gene Ontology annotation, biological process: protein processing.